AAAGCCUGAGUAUAAAUACUGCGAUCUGCUGACUGAUACUCACAGUAGACAAUUGAAUUUACGCGAAUAUGGCGCUCGGAGCACUCAAGCUAGUUUUGCUGAUCGGAGUAUUGCAUGGAUCCAUCACACUGGCUGCCGGCAAGUGUGAAGGCGUGUGCGUCAAAAUGGACGAGUGUGAAAAUACUUUCGGAGGAAUUAAUUUCGUCAACUUGAGAUUCAACGAUGAAGACUAUGUAGAAGCAGAUUGUCCUCAUUACUUGGAGGUGUGCUGUGACUUGGAACAUGUUGUUACUACUAGUGCGCCUUUGGUGUCGGGGGCAGUCAAUGCCGACCGGUCAAAGGAGAGUGAAGGGCGAUCUGAUGAAGAUAACCAGGGACAUAGUGACAGCAAACCGGAAGUAACCAGCGAAAUUCCAAAAGUGCUCAACGUCAACGAAGGGUCAAAGGAGAAGAGUUCUGAAGAAAUCAAAUCCGACACGGAUGGACCGAAAGCACACAGCUCGAGUGAAACUGUUGUGGUAGAGGAUCCCAACCUGCGUAGUACUGUUGGGGAUCAAAAGAAAGAGUUUGGGGAAUGUGGAAUUAGAAACCCCGACGGCAUGGGAUUUAAACUUGCCAAUUCCAAUUCAAAUGAAACAGAGUACGCUGAGUUCCCAUGGAUGAUGGCUAUCCUGCAGUCACACGAAGAAGAUGAAUCUAAAGUGUUGAAGUAUGAAUGUGGAGGGUCGCUGAUUGCGCCGAAUGUAGUUCUCACUGCUGCCCACUGUGUGAUGGAUAAAUCAGCUGAUCAGCUGACUGUUCGUGCAGGCGAAUGGGAUACCAUGACUACUAAUGAGAUUUUUGAUCAUCAGGAACGACCAGUGUCAUCGAUAAUUCUGCAUCCCAAGUUCAAUCGCAACCUUUUGUUCCACGACAUAGCUUUGUUGGUAGUAGCUUCGCCAUUCACCGCCGAAGAAAACGUGCAACUCGCGUGUCUGCCUCCGCAAGAUAUGGAGUUCACCGAUACCAACUGCUAUGCCGCGGGUUGGGGAAAAACUGAAUUUGAUGCCAAGAGCUACCAUGCGAUCCUGAAGAAAGUUCCGCUGCCCAUGGUCGAUAGGGCGCAAUGUCAAACCGCUCUCAGAAGUACAAGGCUGGGACCACGAUUCCGUCUGCACGAGUCCUUCAUCUGCGCCGGUGGCGAGGAAGGAAUCGACACCUGCACCGGAGAUGGAGGCUCUCCCCUAGUCUGCCCGGUUGCCGGCACGGAAAAUAAGUAUUACCAGGCUGGUAUUGUCGCUUGGGGUAUCAACUGCGCCCAAGCUGGAAUUCCUGGCGUCUAUGUGCGCACAUGUUUGUACACCAACUGGAUCGAUGGUGAGCUGUUGAAACUCAAUUUUGGCUCGGUAGAUACACGUAGCAAUAUCGAAGAAUAAAAGUAAAUUAUUAAAUAUGUA
This is a messenger RNA of Armigeres subalbatus, 1436 nucleotides long. RefSeq names its product phenoloxidase-activating factor 2-like. The coding region runs from base 69 to 1415 and encodes 448 amino acids. The transcript is spliced from 4 exons. Gene Ontology annotation, biological process: proteolysis. Gene Ontology annotation, molecular function: serine-type endopeptidase activity. Lineage: Eukaryota; Metazoa; Arthropoda; Insecta; Diptera; Culicidae. The record is from RefSeq and is a predicted model, not a curated record.